Misgurnus anguillicaudatus (oriental weatherfish) is the source of this 13642-nucleotide messenger RNA. The record is from RefSeq and is a predicted model, not a curated record. Lineage: Eukaryota; Metazoa; Chordata; Actinopteri; Cypriniformes; Cobitidae.
UCUUACACCCCUAGAAGUUUUUAUAAGUUAUCUAGUUACAUUUUAAAUUAGUAGGUUAAAAUGAUUUGCCAAUUUAUUUUGAUGAUAUAAUUCAAGCAGAAAGAAAAAUGCUUUUAAAUCUAGUUUAAAUAACAAUAAAACUUGCCCUUGCCUCAGUCUGUCUACUGGCGCCCCUAGUGGACGAAACGCUUUAAAAGUUGUCAAGUUAUGUAUUGCAGCGUCGCUUUGUUAGCACGUGCCAAGGUCACUUUCUUUAACGGUGACUUUCGCGGCUUUAUUCACAUGUAGUGAUGAAUUACGAGCUGUUAUUUAUCUGUACUGCAUGUGUGUUAUAAAGCGAUGGUGUGUCAGAUGAUGCUCCUGCGGUUGAUGUUCCUGCUGAUGCUGCAGCGCCGAGCGCAUCUCUCUGUACAUUAAAAGCAUGGACUGCUGAUACACACCUGCCCGAUCCCGCGUGCGCUUACAAGCAUCACAUCAUUCAGAUGAUAAAGGACUGAAGCGAUGCUGGCAGCCGCUGGAGAAUGUCAGCUCUGAAAAAGGUGUUACCAUGGAUACUGCAGACACAUUGCUGCCUUUUCCUUGACAAGAGUUCAGACCAGCAGUACUCCCCCUGGUCGCCAUCCCGAGAUUUCAAUGAGGAUAGUAGCCUCGCUCCACCCAGGAACAUGAAGGGCUUAUCAGGUGGACGUGCACCGCACCAGAUUCCCACGCUGCCCCCGUGUGGGCUGGCGGAGUGCGAGAAUCUCCAUGACCUGCACGGCAUGCACGUGUCCGACCUGCGUCACUCCUACCUGCUCAGCCCUACGGAGACCUGCGUCAUGGACUUCCAUCAUCGCCUUUCCCCACGCAGCUCCAUCCACUCUGACUGCAUGAUCAUGUCACCUGUGGCGCUAACCUCCACUGCCCCCGCCGACCACGUCUCCAGCAGCACGUUUCCCAGAAUGCACUACAGCUCACAGUACUACGACCCGGCCGCACGGGAAGACUGCGCAGCCAUCACCGCCUCAGCCACAUCCGCCGCCGCAACGUCCGGUCCUCACCACGGCAGCAGCAAAAGCAACCGCAUCCCCGCCAACCUGCUGGACCAGUUUGAGAAACAGCUUCCGCUCCACCGCGACGGCUUUCACACGCUGCAGUACCAACGUGCGUCGGCCACCGGAGGCGGCGGCGAGCAGCGCAGCGAGAGUCCAGGUCGCAUCCGCCACCUGGUGCACUCGGUCCAAAAACUCUUCACCAAGUCCCACUCGCUGGAGGGUUCGUCCAAGAUGAACGGCACCAAAGGCGACGGCGGAGGCAGCGGAAGUCAUCACCAUCACCACGGCAACCAUCACUCAUCCAAGCACGGCAGCAAGCGCAGCAAAAGCAAAGAGCGCAGGCACCGGUCAGGUACGGGUGGCUGGUGGAGCUCCGACGACAACCUGGACAGCGAUAGCACGUACCGCACGGCCGGCGCCCUAAGCCGCCACCACCACGAGCACGUCGCUCACAGCUUCCCGGAAUCCAUGCACAGUCACUUUGGAGACCACUCCCUCAAAACCUCCAAAAGCAACAAUGACGUCAAGUGCUCGGCCUGCGAGGGUCUGUCCAUGGCACCCGAGGGAAAAUUCAUGAAGAGAAGUUCCUGGUCCACGCUCACUGUCAGCCAGGCCAAAGAGGCCUAUAGAAAGUCCUCCCUUAAUUUGGAAAAGCCCAUGAUUCAUCAGGACCUUAAACCAUCAUUCCGGUCUUCACACUACCUACAGGUGCCUCAGGAUGAAUGGGGGGGUUAUCCCGGGAUCGACAAGGAAGAGGAGAUCCCGUGCCGCCGGAUGCGUAGCAGCAGUUACGUCAAAGCCAUGGGAGAUGAUGAUAGCGGUGAGUCUGAUGCCAGCCCUAAAACAUCCCCUCAGAAGACCGUCCGGUCUGAUGCCCUUGUCCUCAAAUCAGCCAUGCAGAGGCCACAUAUAGACACCCAAAGUUCGGGCUACCACUUGCAAACAGCGAGAGAUAUGCGCCCUCACCCCAGCGUUUCUCUGGACCCAGCAACCAACCCUCCACAGUUUCGCUCCAGAAACCAGAGCUACAUGCGUGCAGUCAGUACCUUCAGUCAGGCGAGCUGCGUCAGCCAGGUGAGUGAGACUGAGGUCAAUGGCCAGUUUGAGUCAGUUUGCGAGUCCGUUUUUAGCGAAGUAGAAUCCCAGGCCGUGGAGGCCUUGGACCUGCCCGGCUCUUUCCGCACUCGAAGCCACAGUUACCUGCGUGCAAUUCAGGCUGGGUAUUCCCAAGAUGAUGACUGCUUGCCUUCAAUGACAUCCUCCACUGUUACAUCAACUCUCAGAUCCACAACAGCACAAAUGGUGGAAUACAAAGAGACGGAAUAUAAAUACAGAUUGUUGCAGAUGAUCGUGGAACAGCUUGGAAAACAGGAUGGGAUCCAGUUUCGUCUCCCUACUGCCUGUGGUGUGGACCGAACAGAAACCCAAACACCAGCGGCAGUGACAUAUACACCUGGUUACAAAAAGACUCCUCCGCCUGUACCUCCACGCUCCACCACAAAGCCGCUGAUUUCCGUAACGGCACAGAGCAGCACAGAAUCGACCCAGGACGCUUACCACGAAGGCCGACUGUCGCGUGCAGGGCUUUGGGCACCGGACAGCCUCGGCCGGGGUAUUUACCACUCCACCGACAGUCUGGACAGCGCUAAGGCGGUGACCCUAGCGAUGGAGAGCGCCGGGGCCAAGCGACUCACAUCUGCGGGGAGCUACAGCUCGGUGCAGACCUGUGAUAAAGCCAUCUUGGUGUCCAAAGCCGAGGAAUACCUCAAGACUCCCCGCUCGUCCAUCGGGAUACAGGUGGAAGCGGCCACAGACUCUGAAACGGACAGUAAAGGUCUACCGCAGUAUCAGUCCGUGGGCAUCCAGGUGGAGGAUGAGAAGCGACUGGGGCGCUUUAAACGGUCCAACAGUGUGACGACGGCAGUUCAGGCCGAUUUGGAGUUGGAGGGGUUUCCAUCGACGGAAGACAAGAGUCUGCAGUUCGGAGGAUUCCAGCGGCACUCCGAACCAAGUACGCCGACACAGUACAACGUGGUUCGGACCGUACGGACACAAGGUCUCUUCAGCUAUCGUGAGGACUACCGGCCCUCCAGCGGACCGUCCAGCCCGCAGCCCGAACCCUGGCUGGUGGAACCCGCACACGAAGCGGCCGAAUCCGGUCGCGUGUCGCCACUCCGACGUGACGGCAGCUGGUUUAUGCAGCUUCUCCACAGUGAAACCAAACGUUUGGAGGGCUGGUGUAAAGAUAUGGAGCGUGAAGCAGAGGAACAUGACCUGUCAGAGGAGAUUCUCGGGAAGAUCCGGAGUGCUGUGGGCAGUGCUCACCUCCUCAUGUCCCAGAAAUUCCAGCAGUUUUACUGGUUGUGUCAGCAAAAUCUGGACCCCAGCGCUAUGCCCCGGCCCACGGCUCAGGACCUGGCUGGUUUCUGGGAUCUCCUGCAGCUCUCCAUUGAUGAUGUCACUGCCAAGUUUGAUGAGCUGCAGCAAAUCAAGAGCAAUGAUUGGAGGAUAGUGGAGAGUCCGGAGAAGAAGGAAAGAAAAUGGCCGCCUCCUGUGUCAAAGAGACCUCCUAAAGGUCGUGGGAUGAUGCGCGAGCGCUCAUUGGACCUGCAGGACCGUCAGAGGCAGGAGGCUCGCCGCAGGCUCAUGGCUGCGAAACGGGCUGCAUCUUUCCGUCAGAGCUCGGUUACGGAGCGGGCCGACAGCAUAGAGAUCUACAUCCCAGAAGCCCAAACCCGCUUAUGAAAAACACACAUGCACUCGUCCGACUACGCCUUCCCUUGCACCAAUGCGCGUCACCAACAGGGUACAUCCAUUUUGCUCCAUGUCAGCCCUCCACCCGUGAUGCACUUCCUCUGCCGUGAGCUGAGAAUAGUGGUGAAUUCAAUGCAAGACCUGCAGCUACUUUAGCCCAACUCCUGUUUUACUUUAUUUUAGUAUGUUCAGAGGCGGUAACAAAGCAUAGGUUGUGGGACAGACGCAGUUAGGAAAAACUUUCAAAAUGAUUCUUGAGCAUUGGCACAACAUGAAUGUCACAGCAUUGGCAGUUUAUCUAUGGGAUGAUUCUCUCAAACCGAGCACGCCGGAAAAUGACUCCAAACUUGAGUUAUGGAUCGAGUUUAGGAAAAGCAACGAUUCUCUCUUCUCAAAAUGUACAAAGCAGUUGUACUUCAAUUCUAUUCGUAUUUCCAACGGAAAUGUUGAUCUGGACCGUCGUGGUAUUGUUGCGAGGUUUUGCUUCUAGACGGAAAUGUAAUUUUAGCUUCAGCGCUUGACACAGGUCGAGUCAUGCUCUAAUUUGCACUUUCGAAUAGAUUCUCUGUUAAAAUCCUACGACUUUAGAUGAAAAAUUCAUUGAGCCCAGAAAAGCCUUGACAUCAUUCAGUCAUACAGUAAAAGCUUGACUUUCAUUGACCGACAUACACUAAAACAAGUAUUUACAACAUCAAUCUUCCUCAGCGUUCGCCACUCAAGGUAGUCUGUGACAUAUAAAGGUGCAUAAGAAACUUUAAUAAUAUUACUGUAUGUAAUGGUGCUGCUUUAUACUCUAAAAUGUAGAUGCCCCUUCCUCACCUUUCUGCACAGCACUACGAACCACCUGUGGACUUUUUAAAGGGAGGUUUAACAUGGUGUAUCGAUGCAUUAUUGCUAGGGGUUUAGAAAAGAAACACAUUUGUUUUAAUUUGGAUAUUUGUUUUUAUUUGUAUAUCACACUUUUUCAGUCCAGCAUUUGCACAAAAUGCUUUCACCUUUGAGACCCUGGUGUAAGAUGGACAGAGCCGAUGAAUUAUUGAAUACCGCACUUAUGUGAAAAAACUUCACAUUUUCUAAUUUGGCUUUGUGCUUUGUUACCUUUAAUGUGUGGACUACGGAAAGAUUCGCUUAUUAGCUUCACUUGUAAAUAGGACCGUUGCAUUUAUUUAUCACUUUACUGGCACAAUAUUGAAUUUUACCAGUCCGCAUCUGUGCAUAAUAAUGAUUCAGAUGUCUGAUCAAUCCCUGGUUCCAAGCCUAACAUCCCAGGCUACAUUGCUAGGAGUGCUAUUUACUCUCUAGCAUAACUGCUGCUGCUUACUGUACGUUGAUAAGGCUUAGCAGACUUAGCAAAUUAAUCCCGAGCUUGUUAGCUAUUUUCUUUACCUGCCAGCCUUACAGCAUUUUAAGCAAAAAGCGUUGUGAAUGUACUGCCCUGCUCUUGCAAAAAAAAAAAAAAAGAAGGAAAGGAACUGUCAACAAAUAAUUUCAACAAAAGUCAAUUCAAUCCAAAGCGUUGUCUGGAUAGCAGAUGUAUAGCUUACAGUUAAAUAAAAAAAAUUGUCAUCAUUUACUCACCCUUAUGUCAUUCAAACACUGUUUCCCUAUAAAAUAAUGUAUCUUGUGUGCUAUCUUCCAAAGUCUAAAGGGGCUUGUACACCAAAGCGUUUAAACGUUAAAAUGCCAACCAGACGCCGAGUGUAGGCGCUUGUCAGCUUUUUUCAGCUGAGCGCUUUGGCUGUUAUGGUACUUUUGCUUUGUUUAUCGUUGAGCGCUGUGCCAUUGUGUGAUAUUUGUCCCACCCCUCCUCUACUGUGAUUGGAUGGCCGAGUGAAAAGUGACAUUGACAAGCUGAGAGUUUACCCAAUUUUUAACUCUCGGCACUCAGCGUUAAGUGCGGAAAAUGGCGCUGAACCCGCCAGCUGCUGGCGUUUUUGAAAAGCGUGAUGCUUUCAUUAAAAACAUACGACGACCGCCGGCUGAACUGCUUGGUGUGCACGCCCCCUAAUGCUGCGUUAACACCAGCCAUGGUAGAGGCGGCAAGCACAGGUGAUUUACAAGUCAAUGCAAAGACGCGAUUAGGCAUCCUGUGGCGGAAUUGAGGGUUGCCGCGGGAAACACGCGAGUUCAACCAAUCAAGACCUUGCUGUAGUAGUGACGUGAUUACAGCGGAGUCGCAGAGCCCCUCCCAUGACGCGAAUUUCUGCGUGAAUUUCUCGAAUGACUAGAAUUUCACAUGCGGUUUUCACGCGAGAAUAAAGCAAGUGAACUCGAAUGUUCAAGCGUUCAACUACUCGCGAAUAGCGCAUUUUUACCACAUUUACCGUGGCUGGUGUAAACGCACUGCAAGGGCUAGAUUUACUAACAGCUUGCGCAAGUGCAAACGCCUCUUCUGCAGUUUCAAAACUCCUGUUGGGAUUUGCGAAAGACGUGCAGUGAAAAUGCUUUGAAAAGGCAUAUACGUAGUUAUUUUUGUGACUGACCUUAUUGCAUAUGCAUUUGUAGGAGUGGAGGUGAGUAAAUGAAUUACGAAACGUGAUUUACUAAGGUUUGCACUUUUCAGUUUACUGGUAGUCUAUUUGCGGCACUAUUUAACACCAAAAAGCAUCUCUUAAAUUGCGUUGGUCAUUAUUGAAAUUUCAGCUUGCGUCAAUGCUAUUUUGGAAUGGCGCUCUUACACUAAUUUGCCCCAUUUGGUAAAUCUGGCCCUGCGUGGUUUUUAAGUCUAACUGUGGGUUUACACCAAACGCGAAGCGUGCAAUCACAUCGCGUUGCUCACUCUAGAUUACUCACGGGAUUUAACUUUGUGUCAUGCGAAUUUUUCGCUCAAGUUGAAUAUUUUCAACGUGGGCAAAGACGUGUUUAAGGCGAAUAGCGCGUGUUUUCAAUGCAAACGCGCUGGCCAUAUCGCGUCAUUCGCAUAAGCCCACGCGAGGACGUGUCUGAUCGCGUCUUUGCAUUGACUUUGUAUGUAACCUACUCGCGCAAAUCGUUGAACUCGCAUCUGGUGUAAACCCACAGUUAGUCUAUACAAUAUCCUCUGUGUUAGGAACAAGCUAACAAUUUACUUAUUUACUGAAAUUCUUCAACAUCCACAACUCGAUUAAAUUAAAAUAUUUUUUUUGCUUGUAUUCAGCUACAAAUCAGCACACGCCAUAGCAGGUGGCGAAGAACAAUAUUUGAGAGCUUGAAUUAUUAUUUAAAAAUGUUUGUGUGUGUGAUGUAGCCACAUUUAAAAAAACUUGAAAUUUAAAAUUUUUAAGCUUGACAGCCAGGUGGCGCUCUACAUUUUCAUUGUAUAGAAAACUGCAAUUUAGCUGGCAUGCAUUUAACGUCGUUUUUGUUUUCUUUGUUUCUUUGUUUUCAUUUAAUGCCUAGUUUGUUUCAAAGUUUUGAAUGAUAUGAGGGUGAGUAGAUAAAAUCUCAGUUUACCGAUCGAUCUCUGUCCGUUUCUCAAACGAAAGGCUGCAUCCUCCAGAGGUCGCAUAUGCAGGCUGCAUACGUCAUCAAGCCUGGUUUAUUUCAGUUAACUGGGCAUUACAUUCGCAAGUCAUAAGCAUAUUACAACCAUUUACGAUUAACUAAGUAAAAUAGUAAACUUGUUAAUAUUCUGAAAUAACGUCUUUAUGGCGUAUUUAUCCUACAAAUGCGACCUCCGAAGGAUUCGAGAAACGGCCUGUCCUCACCUGUGGUCAGGAGCUUUUGUAAGUGGACUAAAAUUAGCUUUUUCGCAGAUUGCCUGGGCUAAGGGUGUAAAGCUCGUACAUCCAGAAGAAGCUUGGAAUUUGAAAGGAGUCAGAUGAUCAGCAUCUGGUCAGAAUGCCUUCUUAAUGCGUUUUUGUGAAGGUGCCAGAUAAGAAGGACAAUGUUGAUAAGUAGUGUAGUGAAACAGUUUAGUGGCUCAGUAUUGCUGUUGUGAUUAUACAGAAUCUUAAAAGAAACAUUUAUUUUUUCGGUAUGUACCACGCAUACAGAGAAUCAAAAAGAGCUUUCCAAUUGGUCCAGUACAUAGUUCAAGAGCGAGAUGGAAAGGUUUUGAUGUUCUUUGCAGACAUCAGUGUGUACAUUCUCCUACUGUAACUGCUGCUAAAUACAUACAAGUACAGUUGUCAUCUUGCACAUUUUAUAUAAAUAGCUAAUAGAUGAAAUAAUAUAUUACAGCCCUCACGACAGGUGUCGUUCUCCUUGAUGUGUUGGGUACCUGACCCAUUUCGACUUUUGAAAAUGAUUCCUAUUUAAAGGCAUGUAGUGUAUCAAGAUUCUUCAUCUUUGUGUUUUUCCAAAUCUACUUGACUUUUUUUUCUCUGCAGAACACAAAAUGGGAAAAUUUUAAGAAUAUCCUGGCCCUUUUUUAAUUAAAUGAAUAAAUAUGGACUUGGGGCUGUCACUUCCCAAAAGCAUCAUAAAAGUAUCAUGAAGGUGGACCAUCAUAUAUUUGCAAUGUUGUACAGUAAGUCUUACAGCAGCUUUUUGUGAGAAACAGACUGAAGUUGAAUCAAUUGGAUCAUUAAAUUAGUAGUCUCACAUAUCCAUAAUGAAGGUCUGGAUUUUGUGUGUUUUCUUGCCAUUCACACUUGCUAAAUAUGAUUGGAUUUAAAUCGGAAAAUCGUAUUUGGACUGACAGUGUGAUCAAGGUCUAAUUUAAUAGUCUCAGCCUUGGAACCAUGGGCCGAAUCUCUGAUGCAUACGGCACACUACACUUUUCGUUCCAUUGACUUCCAUUCAUAGGCAUGCAAAUGCGUCAGACUACAAAUGCAAGCUUUCAAGCUUCUGACCUGCGAAUGUGACCAGUAGAAAACCAGUCCGUCAUGGUGUGACUUUUCUCUCUACUGAAAAGCAAAGAUGGACGAAGAUGGUGUGCAACCAGUAAAUCAUUUAACAACAACAACAAACAUGUUAAAAUAUUUAUUUUACAGUAGAUUACACUAAUCUUUAAAGACUUUAUGCCGUGAACCUUGCAUACUAAGUUUGGCAUUUAUUUGAUUUAUUCAAUCUAAGUAUUGUCACUGAUGUAACCAUGACAGCUUUCUUAGGGGCGGUUCACAUUUUGCGUCUAAAUCUGCGCAGAAAGCGCAAAUGUCUGUUGGUUCUUGUCACGUGACCUGUGGUGCGCUUCUGCGCUUCAAUUCUAAAAAGUUGAAAUGUUUUUAACUCGAUGCGGUGCAGACGCGCCUGAAAAAACCCCGUCGCUUCCAUUAUGAGCGUGCAUACCGCGCGCCUACAUUUGAAAUAACGAACUUGAGCGUGCAAAAGACGCAAAAUGUAAAUCGCCCUUUACACGAGCACAGACGUCUCCCGGAAAUCAUGUAUAAUUCAACCAAUCAGAGGGCGAAAAUGCUAAAGUGUGUUUCCAGUUAAAGUGGCGGUCAUGCUAGACUUUGAGCGUGCAAAUAUUUUUCAUACGUUGCUGCGAAUAUGGGCAGGGAGUGCAUCGUCCAUCUUUGCUUUUCAGUAGAGAGAAAGGUCACACCAUGACGGACUGGUUUUCUAUUGGUCACAUUCGCAGGUCAGAAGCUUGCAAGCUUGCGUUUACGGUCUGACGCAUUUGCAUGCAUAUGAAUGGAAGUCAAUGGAACCAAAAGUGUGGUUGUGACCGCCCCAUAAGAGGCUGAGACUAUUCAAUUAGACCUUGUUCACACUGUCAGUCCAAAUAGGAUUUUCAGAUUUAAAUCCGAUCAUAUUUAGCAAGUGUGAAUGGCAAGAAAACACAUAAAAUCUGAUUUUUACCAAUCCAUUUCAAGCUACAUUCAUAUGGAUUUUAAAAGCCUUUUUAAAUCGCAUUUCUGGAAAUACAUUUUAGUUCUGAACACUCUGAUUGGAUUUGGCGUAUAGCUUUUUACUUAUUUUAUGUUCUUACAUUACGUAAAGUGUAAGCACGUAAGACGUGGUUGCAUCAGAAGCAAGGUUGUUGUGUUGUUGUGCAGCAGAAAGGAGUAAAAGCACGUAUGCUAGCACCCUAUGUUUCUGCUUCUUUUGACGCAGUAGUGCAGAACCGCAGCUAUACAUUAACAUAAUGUAAGACAACAUUAAGCGUUUAAAUUCAUGCAGCACUGCGCAGACAUAGAGUCAAAUGACAUCAAAGUAAUGUGAGACGGAUUCGAAAGCACUUCGCUCUCAUGGUAUUUUGAUGUCUUUCAGAAUGCACAGCGCCCAUCACAUUUAUUUCAAGCACCAUGCCAAAUGUCAUUGCUAUAGAAACCAAUGCAGCUAUUCUGGAAAAUGGAUAAACGCUAUAGACGUUUCAGCAGUAACAACAUAAACAAACGUCUUUACAAUGCUUAACUUCUGGUAAACUCCGCAAAGAAUCAAUACCAACCAGAGUAGUUUACUUCUGAUAACAAGCAAAAUAAACAACAAGAUGACCUUAGUUCAAAGUCAUAGCUAAAGCGUAUUAAAAACUACAUUGAGCUAAUGAUACUGUGUAAAAUGUGUACUAUAUAAUCAGGGCUUGACAUUAACUUUUUUGCUCACCAGCCAAAGUGGCUAGUUGUUUUCCAAAGUUACUAGCCACUCAGCAUUUUCACUGGACACAAUUUUGUUGCUGGUAAAAUACAUUUUAUAUGAUUAAACUUGACUUUGGCAUCCUAAAAUGACUUUAAUUUCAGUAAUUGUACUCGAUUUAGCUAGAUUAGAUGCAGAUUGACUUUCAAAUGCAGACUGACCACCCAAAUUAAGACUACAUUAUUUAGCUGGUAAUAUAUCAGUAUAGAUCAUAUCAUAUAUUUAGGUGCAUGAAAAACAUGCUAGAAAGGCAUAAAAAAUUUCUAAUCAAUAUAUUAAAAGUGGAGCGGGGUGUAGAUGAUUAACUGAAAAGAUAAACACAAAACCCCUCGACAACCACUUGAAAUAUUUGUUAACAACAGCAGUAAAUUUGAUAUGCUUGAUCGUGGUUUCUGUUCAAAUUUAUUUAAGACUUUUAAUAGCAAAUGUCGAGAGGCCAUUAUUGUUGCACAAAGUAGCCUACAUUAAAAUGAUGCGCGAACCUCUCAGCUGGUGGGUUUCCUUUGAUUUCAGACAAAACUGGGAUGUGUGCAUUCAGGUAUGCGGUAUGAAUUUCUCUCCGCUCUUGCCCAGAGAGUGUGCACGCACUUUAAAUCACUUCCAUGCAAUUGUUUUAUCUUUCCCGAAGUGUACGUGCAUGCGCUCAGACUGCGUCCCGUGCAUUCGCAAAUCCAUCAGCUCUCGCGCUCUCUCUGGUAAAAAUUAAGGUGGCGCUUUGGUCCGCAACGCGAGCCUCCGCUGAUCGCGCGCGUUUCAAGAUGUUGCGCUGGGUGCAGGGAGUGCUCAUGGGAGUUGUAGUUUCCCAGUGUCAUUGCGCAUUGUUUAUAAUUUCACAUAACUUUAAGAAAACUACAAAAAAAAUAUAUUCAACCAGCCAAAGUGGCUAGUGGGAUUGGCUGUCUUACCCGCCACAGCCGAAAUCUACCCGCAUUUGGCGGGUGUUAAUGUCAAGCCCUGUAUAUAAUGUAUACAAUCUUAACUACAGAUUGCCAUACCUCCCUUCACAUAGCGGUGAUCCAUGAUUGCGUCUCCCAUCGUCUCUAGGAAACCAAUGCAUUUGUUAUUUUGGACGAGGUACUUGUUUCAGAGUUCAGUUUAGCCACUUGCCAGACCAUUAAACAACAGAGACCAGAAGUUAAGUUAUGUCCAGAUGUGUAACCGGGUGAUUCUCACGAAAACUUGGUUUUAAACAUGUCAAGCAUGAAAAUGUAAAAAUUGCUUAAAUUUACUUUUUUCCCACCAGACAUUGAAAAACAAAGUCUGGAGUAAAUGGGAACAUUGAUUAAAAAAUUUUACUUAUCAUUUAACACUUUUUGUAACAUAAUUAAAAAAAUUAGUCCUAAAAAAUCUCAUUACCGCAACAGUCAGAAAACAUCAACACUGACAUAUUUUCAAAAUGACAUGACAAACCUGAAAGAACAUAAUUUGGAGAUUCUGCACAUGCAUUUAAAAUCAAAGUAUUAUGCUUCUAUUAAUUAAAUUAACAUUUAAUAAGCAUCUGUUGCGGUAAUGAUAAUCAAAAUGUUGUGUUAGCAUUCUGACAAGACAAUAUUUCAAAUUAACUGUAAAAAAAUGAUCUUACCUGGUAGCCAUCUUGAAGUAACUGGUCCAUGUGCUUGGUCACUCAAAAUCAAACUUUAUUAAAAUUCUGUAUGUGUGCCUAAACUGUUCUCAAAAAGUGUUGCGGAGGAUGAGAACAUCAGGCAUGGACACAUCAUUUUCCUAAUUUUUCUUCAUUAUUAUUAUACAUGAAUAUUCAGUAAAUAUUUUUUCUGUCAUCUAAAGUAGUCUAGCAAAACAUCCAUUUUUUUUCUUAAUAUUUUUGUGUUAAUUUGAUUAAAUUGCAACAUAACCACUGAUCUAUAUAAAUGACUGGAUUACGCAAAGAACGCUUAACGUAACAGCGUGAGGUGAAGCCAGUGCAGAGUUCGAGCCGCCAUCUUGGUAUACCCAACCGGCAGAGAGCGUCAUUGACUUCCAUUCAAAAUCAUGUUUUAAAUUCACCCGCUUUACAGCGUAUCAGUCCCGCAAGAUUUAUUUUAGGAUAUGUGUACGUAAAUUAACUGUUAAUUCUGGUGUUAUUUGCAAUGUUUAUGUUUUAAUCGGGCAGGAAAAUGGAUUUAUAAAAAAACGUUAAGGUGAGUGUGUCUGCUGCAUUCUGUUAAUGACACGGGUAUAAAUAAAGUUUUUUUUGACAUUCAGCUACACGGUGACGGUCAGUGUUAUUUCUCUAAAUAAGUUGAGGUAACUUGUAAGUUUAAAUAACAUAAUUACAAAACCAUGAAAUUAUUGCAUACACAAACGGUACAAAGUAUGAUUAUUUAUUUAGAUUUCAGAAUGAGCACGUUUGUCAUUAAUACUAAAUAUGCUGCGGUCUGUCUGCUGAUCUGAUACUGUAAUGAAGAUGAAUGUAUAAUAACUGAUUAAAAACUAAAAUGUACAACUUUCAGCAAAUAACUAUGUACAUGCUUAGGACGUUUGUGCUAAUGUACAGGGUAAUUUCAGAUAUAAAAUCGAAGAUGAGUAAAGUGAUGUUUUAUCAUUAAAAUCUGAUCGCGUCCAUUGAUUUAAUAGAACGUUUGGGUAUACCAACAUGGCGGCGCGGUGGCUUCACAGUUGUGACGUCAUGCGCAAUCCAGUCAUUUAUAUAGAUCAGUGAACAUAACGCAUGUUCAAACACAGCCGGACACAUUGCGGUAAUGAGAAUUUCAGCAGAAAAUGAGAUAAAAUUUACAAUUAUAAAUUCUUAUGUUGAAAUCACACAUUGUGCAAGGUAGAACACAGUAUUGUGUUAAUUCUGAAGUUUUUUAAUGUUACUAUAUUACACAUUUUAAAGCUAAAAUCAUUAGUGCCGUGGUGUUUCAAUGGUUUCGUGAGAAUCACCCAACCGCGACAACACGCAUGUGUCUGAUGAAACCGUCUAUACGACACACAAAUCGCAUCUAAACAGUUGUGAUACACAGUGUGGAUAGUCAGUAAUUUAAAUCGGAUAUGCACAAAAUUCAGAUUUACACUGACAGUCUGAACACAGUGUAGUCUUAGUUCAGUUUUUUUCAUCAACACAUUAAGACUGCAUUUACACUGCAUGUUUGAAGUGACUCAGUUCCAUUUGUCCUCUUAUUUGGCACAGAUCGGAUAUGACCGCUGAACCUGUAAGCAAGAAAUAAACGAGAUUCCGAAAUUCUCAUUUAUAUGGGGAAAUAAAUCAGAUAUGAAUUGGAUGCAUGCAUUCACGUCUGCAAUGUAAGCGAACAGAUUGGAUAUUUAAGCUGUUCCGGGUCUGUAUCUCUACUUUAAAUUGUUUUGCCAAGUGUUUAGUGUAAAUCCAGAAAUCGGAUUUGAGUCGCUUAAAA